Molecule: messenger RNA, 721 nt
Organism: Perkinsus marinus ATCC 50983
Lineage: Eukaryota; Perkinsozoa; Perkinsida; Perkinsidae
Product: chaperone ATP11, putative
Exons: 7
Coding region: 32-715 (227 amino acids)
Biological process (GO): mitochondrial proton-transporting ATP synthase complex assembly
Cellular component (GO): mitochondrion
Source: RefSeq, a predicted model, not a curated record
UGUCUUUAGUUUGUUGGUUUUGCUUCCCCAUAUGUCAAGAUUGCUUUCUCGUUCCUGCACAGCGGCACCUAAAUGGGUUCGGACUACCUUCACUAUGCCCCUUCCCAAGAAGUUAAACGAGAUCGUAAGAUUGCCGCUGUUCGAGCGUGAGGAUCCAGUCAAGAUAAGAUCGAUGUGGUUGGAGCACAUCAAUGAGAAGUCUCGGUCGAUCGGUGCAGUUAUGGCCAAACCAGAGUGGGAUAUUUUCCAUAAAAAUGCGUUGGCGUGCCCUAUGUUCAUCAUACCAGUACAGAAACCCGAAGGCUAUUUCAAUAUGGUGUCCCAAAUACAGGAUGGGAAAUACUGUCUUAUGACAUUCCUCGAUCACUUCCGAAGCAACCCGACAGACGCUCAUCCUUUCAUGGUGAUGAAUUUCUAUGAUGAUUUGCUCAAGUCUAAAGGCUUGACACUUUUGCGAGCCGAUUUGGUGGCACCGGACUUGUCGAAAUCGGAAGGGGAAGCGGUCGUUAGAAUGCUGAGAGAAUUUUAUGGUCAGCCAACACUUUUCAAGAAGUGGGUUGAAACUUUCAAUCUGAGACCGAGAGAGUUUGACUUUGGGGAGUUCACUAGAGCAAACGAUAGUUUCAUACGUGAGAUCUUCGGGAAGGCAGUGAGCGAGAGGAUCCGGCAGCAAACAGAAAAUGCACCACAGAUGUCGAUACCAACACGUUCCUAGUCUACA